Priapulus caudatus is the source of this 5778-nucleotide messenger RNA. RefSeq names its product ubiquitin domain-containing protein 2-like. The transcript is spliced from 5 exons. The record is from RefSeq and is a predicted model, not a curated record. Gene Ontology annotation, molecular function: protein binding. Bases 195 to 869 code for a protein of 224 amino acids. NCBI's taxonomy places the organism in Eukaryota, Metazoa, Priapulida, Priapulimorpha, Priapulimorphida, Priapulidae.
UCGAGUUUCAGUGUGAAAUAACUAAGCCUACAUCUACAUGUAGAAUCUAGAAAUGAUCCGGAUUUUAUGUGUAGUUUUAGGUCGUUUUUCGGAAAAAUUAUUGGUAUUUACACACAGCUCUUGUUGGUUAACUAAGAAAGCAAUGUUUUUCCAGCCGGACUCACGUAUCUCUACCUAAUUUUGUGUGUUUGGCUAUGGGUGGUUGUCUUGGAUCAUCAAGAGAUCGUAAUUCAGGAAGUAGUGCAGCACGGCGAAAUUUGCAGCUAAAGCCUGAGAAGCCCAAGUGGAAGAGCGAUGUGCCGCUGACCGACGGGCAGCUGCGCAGCAAGCGCGAUGAGUUCUGGGACACGGCGCCGAUGUUCGAGGGCCGCAAGGAGAUCUGGGACGCGCUGAAGGCGGCGUCGUACGCAGCCGAGGUUAACGACCAUGGCCUCGCGCAGGCCAUCAUAGACGGCGCCAACAUAACACUGCCUCACGGCACGCUGACGGAGUGCUACGAUGAGCUGGGUAACCGCUAUCAGCUGCCCGUCUACGUGCUCAGUGGCCCUACCAACAUGAUAGAGGAGCACAGCGAGACGGACCAGGGACAAGACUCGAACGCCACGCUCGGACCAGAAGUGACGCUAAAGCUGCGGUUGUCGACGGGGAAGGAUCUGAAGCUGCUCUGCCGGACGACAGACACCGUGCUGGGAGCGAAGAGGAGACUCGCAGAGCUAGAGGGCUGUGAGCCGCAGCAUCAGCGGUGGUUCUUCUCCGGAAAGCUACUCAACGACAAGACUCGAAUAGAAGACGCCAAAAUCCCACAGUCAUUCAUAGUUCAAGUGGUGAUCAAUCAGCCAAAGCCCUCUCCGAGCCCCGUGGAAAGCUAACCCGUGACGCGAGAUGCAAUGACGACUUCCCGACGAAAAUUCACAGAAGUGCACGCGACACGAUGUACUUUCAAGACGAGCGCAAGCAGGAGCCAAGAAUCGUGUGUGUCGCCGACAAGUGUCCUGCGGUAGCGACUGCACGCCAGAGCAUCGUUCACUGCACGCCAUACGGUGAACUUGUCUAAUGGGUGACAUCGUAUACGUUGAGUGAUUGCUUGAUGAAUAGCUGUGAGGACUAGUGGGAUAGGGAGAGAAUGUGUGUGUGUGUGUGUGCAUGUGUGUGCGUGAGAGAGAGAGACAGAGUGUGUGUGUGAGAGAGAGAGAGAGCGAGAGUGUGUUAUAUUCGAUUUCCACUUACUGUAUGACUAGGAGGUUCUUCUCCCUAGUCAAUUAUCUGCAUGAGUAAGUUGCAUGCACGUUCACGUGUUUGUAGUGCACAUCUGAAGAUUGGCUAUUCAUAUAUAUAUAAACAUAUAAUACAGAAUGCAAAACCAAUAUAUGUUUUUCGUCAUAAUAGUCUCAUCUCAUAGCGAGUGGAGCCAUCUAUAUCACAGUAAUGCACUUUGACACGCAUGCGUGAAGGGUCUGUGAAUUCUCUCACAGCAGUUAAUAUUAUGUCCCUAAAGUAUAAUAGGAUAUAUCAGUAGUUCAAUUAAUAAUCGUAGUUGUCCCCCAAACAUUUAAAAUGUCAUAUGAGCAAUUUUAACUUUAUCAGGUAGUUCAAAUUAUACUUGGUUCAUACUUGAUUUUUGUAUGAGUAUAGCAGGAACUUGUAUAACAAUGCGAUUGUUUUGUGAUACUUUGUAUUACAAUGGCUAUGUGAAAUUUGUGUUUUCACCACGUAAUGAUGAAAGUGCUGUAUUGCGGUGGUGACGCAGUACCAUGCCAACGUUAUUUAAACAAGUAAUUCCUAAUAUAUUUGUUUAGUGAUUACUACGUAUUACGUUGGUUUGUGGGAUCUAUUUGCCAUCAUUAUGCAAGAUCCUGCUGUAUUCCCAACUAAUCUUGGCUCUAGAACAAAGAAUCCUUCAUCACUAGCAAUCACUCUAAAGCCAUGUAAUUAAGGUCUCUAGAGAAAUGGCAAGCCAAAAUAAAGCGCCAGUUUAUCUUGUGUAUAUAAAUACUGGUAACAACUAAAGCACAUCAUUUCAACUCAGUGUAAAAAAACCUGUGGAAUUUAAACAACAGAGUGAAAAGGAAUAAACCCAUAUUAUCGCGUAGUUGCGAGUAUACACUGGUUACCCUAGAGCACUGAUUCCCAAUAUGCGCAGUAGGACCCACUGGGGGCUUUGGGAUUACCUAGGGGAAAGUGACAGUCAAGAGGCAGCGGUAGGUGUAUAUAUGGUAAGGGCAUUAGGGAUGAGUGUAUUGGGCCAAGUGGCCGUGGUCCAAAAACGUUUGGGAAGUACUGCCCUCAAUGGACGUCAGCUUUCACGUAGUGCAUCCAUUCUUUCUGAAGGAAAUUUACAUUAUUGGCUGUUGGUUAAAUAGUUGUUUAGUAUGUUUAGGUCAUUUCAUACUAUGAAAUUGGCUUUAAUAUAACCAACUUACCUUUGCUAACUAGUUUAUAAGGCACAGGUAUAGUUCGGUUAGAUUUUGCAUUCCGAAAUUGAUUUCAUUCAUGCAUGCUUUGUAGUGUAACUAAAGCACAACGCUAAUUUAGAGCCUAUGUGUCGUGCAGUGUUUUUGAUUUUUUUGCCCUGAACUGUCGAGGUUUCUGUCCGCUGUUUUAAAAGCAGUGGUGACGUAUUUAUCGAUUUUCGAUCUACACUAUUUAAAUUAGCAUGCAUUCGGAUGCAGCUUAUAGUAAUCAUAAGGUCACUUACUUGAACGUUGUUAUUACGGUUGAUGUUGUUUCAUCACAAUGUUGUGAAACUAAGCUAAGGUUAAAUAGAUUAAGUAUAGCUUUUCAAUAGGAUGUCACUAUUGGAAAAGCAGUAUUCGUGUAGCACGUGUUGUAGAAAGCUGUAGAAGCGGUGGUGCUGUUCCAAGCAUUACACAGAAAGCCGUGGUAGCACUGAUGCUGCCCAAACUUCACAUGCAGCUUAGGAAAGGUCGGUAGAAUUAAAUUGCCCUGGAAUGGACAGAAUUCGCUGGAAAUUGCACUGAAUCGGAGCAAAAAAAUCGUUAUGAGGUUCUCGCGUUGCAGAUUCGCGCGGCGUGUAGUGUCUGCCAUCCGUGCGUGUUCGUUGCAUACAAUUGUGCGCGCGUGCGUCUGUGAACCCUAAUAGCCACGGGGAUGUGUCUAUGCGGGGACCGAGCAGCAUCGGGCGCAUCUAGACUACUUGUCUGCCAGGAAGCUGCCGUCCACGCGCGCAGAUAGUCACGUGAAGGCAACUGGUCCUACAGUAGUGACCGACGUUGGGUCGUAGAUUAGAGAUCGCACGGACGCGCGGGGUAUAAUAUAUAACCGUGCACCGCUCAACGUUGUAGGGUUAGCGAUAGGGGGAGAGACACGGGCCCAGCAGUGACGGACAAGUACAGAGAGCGUCUGAUACGUGUCGCCACCCGCCGUGUGGUGCAUCCGUCGAUAAAAUCUAACGUCAGCCUGUCACUCGCAUGCGUUAAUUGAAUCGUUUGGGUUCGGCCUCAGCCAACAAGCGCAGACGUUCUCCUCGCAGCCGCUGAAUUCGCUCCGUCGCUCCGUGUUUGCACUUCGCUGCAAUAUUUGCGCGACAGAAACCCGUUGUCAUGGAAGAGGGAAGAUGGUGUCCAGGAGAUGGAGACGCCGUCGCUGAAUGUAUCGAGCAAACGCUGCCGUAUCCCACGCGUUGUUGGGGUGGGGGGGCCACAGGCCGCAUUUAUUAUUUUGCCGAUGUGCGCCGUCACACGAAAAGCUGUGUAAAAAUGCGAGAAAACGUGUGUAGUGUCUGUAGGGAAGCGAGGUGGAUGUAGUUUAUUGGAGUAGAUGCGUAGGCCUAAGGGCUGUCCUCCUAAAGAUUUGACCCCCAAUCAACGUUGACUACAAUAAGGGCUUUUCUUACAAUCGUUUAGUCAUAUCUAUGGUCAACCCCAUCAACGGUUGAGCCCGGUUGGCAUUGGUAAAGUUGAUCAUUUUUCUUCGACUAUUAUAAUCAAUUUAUCGAACCGCACUUUACCUUGCGCUUGCUUGUUAAUAUAUAUAUAUAUAUAUACAUAUUAAUAAGCGAGCGCAAAAAAAAUGUUUUUCGCUAUACCCAAGAUCCAUCACGGUCAGCCUACCCUAACACACACACGCACGCACGCACGCACGCUCGCGCGGCCAAUGAACAAUAAUAAUAGAACGUGUGACAUUAUCCCGAAGAAAUUCCACGCGACAGGUGGCGGUGACGUUGUCCGUUGAAUCGCGUGAGUGGUUCGUGCUAUUUAUCGUUGCCUUUUUAAUUAGCGAUUUCUAACUACCGUGUUGUGUGGUCGAACAAUAAGGUUCAUUGUUUACCCUUAUCAUUGCUGUGAACACCAUCACUGGCAGUGUGGCGCGUCUGUGCUUUACGACAUAUAUGUAUAGGUCAGAGUACUAAAACCAAAGAUGCAUGUAAAAAUCUAUAAUGUGAAAGGAAUCGCAUUUUAUGAAUUUCGUGGUUGUAUAAAGAUAUGGAAUAUUGAAUGUUUUUAUUUCAGUGUUCGUUCGUGUGGAUUUUAUUGUAAAUAUUGAGCAGUAUCAUCAUUAUCAUGCUUACAGUUAGUGGAAGGAACUUGUUCUAAAAAAACUCGUUUGCUUCGAGCGUCAAAUUCAGCCAGCAUAAGGUGUCGGUGCUACAAACUUACUAUCUACGAAAUGGGGGAGGGAGGGAGAGUAGAGUAGGUCUCCUCAGUGCUCCCUAUGUAGUGAAUGGUUCUCCCUAGUACACGACAUCUAGUACACGGUCUGUAUUAAAAUUUAUAUGCGUAUAUGGACCGCUUUCGUUGUGGCGCCAUGACGUUUACUGGGAGUCUUGCCAAAGUCGCACGAACGUUAGUUAUAUCCUACUCGUGCGUGUAACACGGCGAGUUAUUCGAAGCAAUUGAGGAUAAAUUGGGUGGGGGUAUCAGGGGGAGGGGUGUGCUUUGUUGGAAAAUACUCGAAAUUAGCUAGUAACGUUUCAACGGGCAGUUGGCGGUGUGAAUUAUUGUUGCCGAUCUAUAACCGCAUGUAAUCACGAUAGGUAUUUCGCCCGUGGUAUCCAAUUGCCGUUAGUCUGGAAAAAUGAUUCGUAAAAGGCUCGGAAUAGAAUUGCCUAGCUCCAUUAUAUAGUUAGCAACGGUACAGUACUGUACAGUAUGUUUCAGUCAAGAAGGCAUGGCGUUGAUGAGUUGACGUUCUUAGUGUAACGGCUACCACCGUAUUGUCAGAUUUAAUCAAUUUUAUUAAAUUUAAUAAAAUGCAGGUAAAAACGCGCUUUCUCACAAUGGCUUGACUGUACUGUACAGUGUACACAGUACUGUAUUGACGUACGUGUAUGUUCUGUAGCGUGUACGUGUUACGUCGCAAUUUUGUGAAAUGUGUGCAUAUGCUGCUUUCCCAUAAUUUUCCUGUAAUUAAAUGUAAACCGGUACUGGCCUUCAAAUUUCCCAAUUGUUGGGGUGGCAUCAUUCUCCAAUUUCGAUUCUCACAAUUGUUUUUUUCAAUGCAGAAAUCGGCACUCAAAAUUAGUUGAAAUCUCUGUAAUUUAAACAACAUAUAGCCAGCUGGAGGUUUCAUGCUGUAUUAGUGAUUUUGUUAUGUCUCCACCUUGUUUUCCAUGCAAUAUUUUUCAACUGGCUUGCAUGUGUUGAACAACGAUUCAGCCCAAUUAAAGUUGAUACAUGUAUCACGUUGGCGAAACGUGAUGUUGCUACAGCUGCAGAUUCUGGAGAACACAUACGCGCAUGUAAUGACACCGUGCACCAUGUACGCAUGUUUUAUCGCUUAAUAUCGAGUUAAUAAAAAUGACACUUCUGUAAAAAAAUA